Messenger RNA from Nothoprocta perdicaria, 1358 nucleotides. It is a transcript of the gene FN3KRP, whose product is annotated as fructosamine 3 kinase related protein. The transcript is spliced from 6 exons. Bases 1 to 930 code for a protein of 309 amino acids. The record is from RefSeq and is a predicted model, not a curated record. NCBI's taxonomy places the organism in Eukaryota, Metazoa, Chordata, Aves, Tinamiformes, Tinamidae.
AUGGAGGAGGCGCUGAGGCGGGAGCUGCGCACCGAGGUGCUCCGCUCGGCGGGGCGCUCGGCGGGCGGCUGCAUCAGCCAGGGCCACAGCUACGACACGGACCUCGGCCGGGUGUACGUGAAGAUCAACUCGCAGCCGGAGGCUAGAAGAAUGUUUGAGGGAGAAAUGGCAAGUUUGGAAGCCAUCCUGAAAACACAGACAGUAAAAGUGCCAAAACCCAUAAAAGUUAUAGACCUCUCUGGAGGCACCACUCUGCUUGUGAUGGAGCAUCUGGAAAUGAGAAGCUUAAGCAGACAUGCAGCAAAGCUUGGAUCACAGCUGGCUGAUCUCCACCUUCAUAACCAGCAGCUUGGAGAGAAGCUGAAGAAAGAGGAGAGCACAGUUGGUAAAGGUCAAGGGCAAGUAGAAGUCCAGUUUGUGGAUCAGUUUGGUUUUCAUACAGUUACCUGCUGUGGCUACCUUCCACAGGUGAACGACUGGCAGAAUGACUGGGUGACUUUCUUUGCCAAACAAAGAAUCCAGCCCCAGAUGGACAUGAUUGAAAAGAAUUCAGGAGACAGGGAGGCAAGAGAGCUUUGGGCAAAGCUUCAGGUGAAGAUACCCAGCUUGUUCUCUGAUAUCGAAAUUGUUCCUGCUCUCCUGCAUGGGGAUCUYUGGGGAGGAAAUGUGGCUGAGGAUGAUUCUGGUCCAAUUAUCUUUGAUCCAGCUUCUUUCUACGGCCAUUCAGAGUAUGAACUUGCAAUAGCCGGGAUGUUUGGUGGCUUUAAUAGCUCCUUUUACUCUGCUUAUCACAGUAAAAUUCCCAAAGCUCCAGGGUUUGAAAAACGCCUGAAGCUUUAUCAGCUUUUUCACUACAUGAAUCAUUGGAAUCAUUUUGGAACAGGCUAUAGGGGAUCAUCCCUAAAUAUUAUGAGAAACCUGGUAAAAUGACUUUCUGCUGAAGCAGAAUACCUCCCGUGUUGCUUGGAAAACCCUGUGCUUGGUGAUGCAAUUACAGGUGUGUGAUGUUAAAAUAGCUGCUAGACCCUUGACCUUGUUGCACAGCUAAAGAUCUAGAAUUAUUAAGUCCUGCUAAAUAUCAAGCAUGGCAUAUGAAUCCCUUUUUAGGRUAGUUGGGAGUAAUUUUUAGGAGGGAAAUAUCCAAGGAAGGGGUUUAUUCAGUUACACGAAACACCCAUUUGUGUCAAGAAGGAGUUGCAGACUUGAGAUUAGGCAAGUUGAUUCAGAUCAAGUCACAGGUAGAUAAUUCGGAUGAAGAUCUCUCUGUUGGGACCAAAUAUGCUUCAGAGUAGAGAAGUAUUAGCUAAGGAUUUGCAUUCAUGCCCUGCUGGAAGACAUCAAUGGAGAAGUGCUUGUGA